UCUUGUUUCAUGAACUCUGCUCUCCACCGUAGAGCUUCGCUGUUUGCCACAAAACCAGACUCAACAGGAUGUACACCAUUCAGUUUGAAAACCGUCAGUGAGUUUGCGAGUUUUUUAAUAUAUCUUUCAUCUUUAACUGGCACUUAACUGCACCUGUUCCGUCAACUAGUACUGAGCCUUAAGUCUGCCUUGAAAGAGAGACAAAAAACAUCACAAAGACAUAUUCCUCUUUCUAUAAAUAUUUGUGCAUUUUCAUAUCUGUGCCUUCCACCACACUUCGCUGCAAGUUUGACUUUAAUCUGUGCUUGCACUCCCUCCCCCAGCCUCCACCCACCUCAAACAGUUUCAGCUAACCUUUUUUUUUUUUUUUCAUGUCAUGCAUCACUCCCUGCAGCUCUUCUUCUCAUCUGCAGGCAUGCAGUGGCAUUUUUCAAACACACCCUUACUGACAUGUAAGCUAGUCCCAGUCUCAUUGCCAGUCUUUUGGUCUUUGGCGCCACAAACUUUAGGUUUAUCUCUCCCAAGCAACUCUGCAGACUGACUGAGGCUGCUCAAUUAUCACUUUGACAGGAAACCAGAAGCACUGAGAGCGAUCUGCUGAGCUUCCUGUCUAUCAAGUCAUUGCAGACGGCUGAAAGUGCAACAGAUAUAGACAUCUUGAGCUCUAAAUAGAAACGUACAGAUGGAUUGUCAGAUGAGAAGCUCCAGGUUCCCUUGAAAGUUUUUUUGACCGCACACUUCAGCUGAAACAAAGGCAUUUGAGAUUUUUUCACACUCAACUGAAGGUUUAUUUUAAAGGAAAAUGUCCGGCACUGUAGUGGCUCUUUCCCUCGUCCUGUUGGUCCUAGUUGUACUGCUGGUUUUCUUCUACAAGAAGUUGAACAAGGAGGCAAAUAACCAAUACACAGUCCAGAACAUAAUAUACAAGGAAGGUGGGGUCAGGGACCAGAUGAGGGCCACAGCACUUGCUGUGGAAACACGUCUUGGAGUCCAGGUGUGGCCUCGCGGACGUAAUGAAGAGGACGAGAUGGUGGAAAUUGAGGACGAGGAGGGAGCAGUGGAGUCUGGAGACAACCAGAGUGACGGGAGUAGCACGGAUGGAGAGGAUGAACAAGAGGAGGAUAGUGUGGACCACAGUGGUGCCACAAAGGAGAACGAAGAAGAUAACUCAGAUGCAGAGAGUUCAGAAGCAGGGGAGGAAGAUGGGCUGAUAGACAAUAAACCAGAAGAGAAUGAGGAGGUCAGGGAUAACAGUGAGGAAAAGCAGGAGAAAGAGGUAAAAGAACAAGGUAAAGCAGAAGCAAGUGGUGGAACUGGAUUGUUGAUAGACCUAAAGCAGUUCUCUGGAAGUGCUAUCUGGUCGGAGCAGAAAGGAGAUGAGAGUCAGGGCGGUGAUGUGACUGCACUGUGAAGAUGAGCAGAAUUUAUAAAGCAGGGAGGUGUGAAAAUGGGCUAUUUAUAAAUAAAAAGAUCACAAUUUCAAGUAACCCAGGGUGGAAGUCAUACAAUUUGAAAAUAAAAAUCUAUUUCAGAAAACAGUGUGAGCACAGCUUCAGCCUCCUAAUGGUACAUCUUUUAUCUUCAUGCCUUUAGUGUUGACACGUCAGAGGAAAACACAAUGGCUGAAUGGAGCUGUUAUAAAUAUGCAUUUAAAUGCUUCUUGUAAAGUUUGUGUAAAGUUUCUCAUUUUGGACUUUAAAAUAUUUUUUUAAGAAACAAAAAGAUAUAUGUCUAGCUUUUCAAUGUAAACAGGUUCAUAAUAUUUUCUCAGCUGAGUAGUGAUCAACUCUCUUUCACUAUAUGUAUUGUAAAAGAGUAACAACUACUCAGAAGAUGAAUAUUUCAUAGAAAAAUAAAGGCUUUUUGUUGCUGUAUUCUCUAGAGAGUAACUCUUUGAAACAAGGUGUCAAUAUGUCUGUGUCAUAUGCUCAUGAUGUAUAUGUUGCUACAAAACAAAAUAAACUACAAAUUUAAAUGUUUUUAUUUCAUAAUUGAAUUCUUUUAAAAUAAACUUUUCAAAAUAA
Messenger RNA from Gambusia affinis (western mosquitofish), 2024 nucleotides. RefSeq names its product acidic leucine-rich nuclear phosphoprotein 32 family member B. The transcript has 4 exons. NCBI's taxonomy places the organism in Eukaryota, Metazoa, Chordata, Actinopteri, Cyprinodontiformes, Poeciliidae. Bases 803 to 1411 code for a protein of 202 amino acids. Gene Ontology annotation, cellular component: plasma membrane. The record is from RefSeq and is a predicted model, not a curated record.